Messenger RNA from Cylindrotheca closterium, 1191 nucleotides. The record is from the annotation of a GenBank genome assembly. NCBI's taxonomy places the organism in Eukaryota, Bacillariophyta, Bacillariophyceae, Bacillariales, Bacillariaceae.
AUGGGAAAGUCUUCGAAACAAUCGAAAAAGGCGGGUUCUGCGAAAGCUGCCAAUGCAAAGACUGGCGAUCAAGUCAAAUCAUCAUCUACCAAACAACAAAGCAAUGCGCCAGUUUCCAACGAUAUUGCGGCAGAGCAUCUUCCGCCGAUCGGUCUCGUAUUCACUGUGAUUGCAUGUUCGGGGUUCCUCUUUGUUUUCUUCUUUCGAGAUGUAUUUGCAACUGGAAGAGUCAUUGGAGGAGCAUCUGAUCAAGCGCUGCUGAGUUUCACAAAAUCAUUAGAGUUUUUUGACGAUUCUAAAGGAUGGUCAUCGACACAGGGUGGCCUAAGUGCCAUCAAACCAAUCACCACAGAUGCCAACAAUAUGGGCAGUUUCUAUGUUCGAAAGAUGGCUGGUGCUGCUGGAAUGACGUUGCAGAUUCAAAAGAUGAUGCCCCUAUUGAUCCAUCCUAGGAAUGCGAGAUGGAAUAUGGGUCACUUUAUUCCGCUGCUCUGGACUGCCUCUGUGACCAACCUUUUGUUGGCUGCUUUUUAUGGUUCCUGUAUUUUUGAUUUGAUGACAGCAGACGCUGCAUUCUUACCAACAAUAUUCAUUGGUAUUCUUAUGAUUGAAGCUACGGUAAUGCUGUUUUACAUAAUGACAUUUGGACAGGCGAAAAGAGGACCCGCUAUUGCUCUCAAACAGGGGAAAACACCAACAUCAGUUGUCUCUCGUAUUGUUGCACGAACAGUAUUUUUGGUAUCUGGAGCCCAGAUGCUUUUUGCUGCACGCGACUUGUUUUAUCCUGGGCUGAUCAUGAGUUAUGUUCCUGGCGAUGACGUCUUUCUGGAAUGGGUGGGCGCCUUGAUUCACUCACCGCCAGAAGGGUCACCCGAAGAGGAAGAGUACGGAAUGGCAGCAACGUUGCAUGUUGGUGACAAGUUUGCAUCUCAGCUCCUGGCGGCAAACAUGCUGCUUCUUUGUAUGUACAAGUUCGUUUCGGCUUUUUUGAUUAGAUACGGUAGUGAUGGAGGGGGGCUGGUAAAGGCUCAAAUGAUUUGGAAGAGUCAAGCAAUUGGUGGAGCCACGAAUCUCCUUCUGGUGCGACUCUUCACUUCGGCUGCAACCUCUGCCAGUGUCGACAUCCGUUGGCACGUAAUGGCCAUUGCAUACGAAACCUUUAUCUUGGGUUUGCAUGGAUUCUUUUUCUGA